CUCUUCCUUACUUCACCUCAUAUCAUUAUUCGUUUCAUGUAUACGCCAUGUUCACUGGUAACGGAAUCAAAAUAUUCUCUGGCACCAGCCAUCCUGAGCUCGCAGAGAUCAUAACACGCCGCCUCGGCAUCCCUCUGAGCAAGGCAGAAGUCAUGAAAAGCGGCAUUGGAGAGACGAGCGUGCGCAUCGCCGAAUCCGUGCGCGAGGACGAUGUCUACAUCAUCAACACUGGUUGCAACCAGGUGAACACCGCGCUCAUGGAGCUGUGCAUCAUGGUGCAUGCCUGCAAGAUCGCGAGCGCGAAGCGCAUAACGGCCAUCAUCCCCCUUUUCCCGUAUGCCCGCCAGGACAAGAAGGACAAGAGCCGGGCGCCCAUUACCGCAAAACUGGUCGCGAACAUGAUACAAAAGUCCGGGUGCGAUCAUGUAGUGACUAUGGACCUGCACGCCUCACAAAUACAGGGAUUCUUCGACGUGCCUGUAGACAAGCUGUAUGCGGAGCCGUCUGUUAUCCAGUAUAUCCGCACCAACUUCGCCCUGUCGGAUAUCGUCAUCGUUUCGCCGGACGCGGGAGGUGCCAAGCGAGCCACAUCCAUCGCAGACCGGCUAGGCGUGGACUUUGCCCUAUUCCACAAGGAGCGCAAGAAGGCAAAUGAAGUGUCGCGAAUGGUGCUUGUCGGUCGCGUGAAGGGGAAGACGGCCAUUCUGGUGGACGACAUGGCGGACACUUGCGGCACCCUCUGUCUUGCAGCACAACACCUGUCCGAGGCCGGGGCAACUAGAGUGUUCGGCCUGGUCACUCACGGGAUCCUGAGUGGGAACGCCUUGAAAGCCAUAGAGGAAAGCGCGCUUGAGAAGUUGAUCGUUACCAACACCCUGCCGCAACAAGAGAACCAGGAGAAAUGCAGUAAAAUCGAGGUAAUCGACAUUGGCAACGUGCUAGCCGAGGUCGUCAGGAGAAGUCACUAUGGAGAGAGCGUAUCGAAACUGUUCGACGAGGUGCCGUACUAGAGACAUCGCCGGGAUCGGACCUCAGGGUGUCGACCGUACCCACACGCUGUAGCAUCAAGAGAUAUAUGUUCAGUUUCAGGAUAGACGUAUU
Postia placenta MAD-698-R-SB12 is the source of this 1101-nucleotide messenger RNA. RefSeq lists its product as hypothetical. The record is from RefSeq and is a predicted model, not a curated record. Gene Ontology annotation, biological process: purine nucleotide biosynthetic process; ribonucleoside monophosphate biosynthetic process; 5-phosphoribose 1-diphosphate biosynthetic process. The transcript is spliced from 6 exons. The coding region runs from base 48 to 1010 and encodes 320 amino acids. Gene Ontology annotation, molecular function: magnesium ion binding; ribose phosphate diphosphokinase activity. Gene Ontology annotation, cellular component: ribose phosphate diphosphokinase complex; cytoplasm. NCBI's taxonomy places the organism in Eukaryota, Fungi, Basidiomycota, Agaricomycetes, Polyporales, Adustoporiaceae.